AGAGGUGAGCAAAGCACACACGUCGCACUAUCAACUGAACCCAUCUCGGGGAAGCAACUCGCCGGGAGUGCGCGUCCGGGCUGCGUAAAACGAGGCAAGUUUGAGCCUCCUCACCGACAAAGAGCGCAGCGGACGGGCGCAGCUGGCCGUCAUGGCCCGUGGCGGAUCGGGCGGCGGACACUUCGGCGAGUGCGCAGGGGGAGAGGUGGACGCCGCGAUCGCCCUGCCGCCGCUUCCUGCGCUGCCGCAGACGGUGGCGACUUAAAAAAAACAGGGGGAAAAAAAACAGAAAAAAAAGGAAAAGCGGAGCGGCUCUCCUCCGUUGCGCAGCGCCCGGGAGCUGGACAAGUAACGACCGAAAAGAGAAAGAGAAGGGGGUUUGGGGAAAGUGAGGACGGACGCGCAAGGGGCGCCGAGGGGACCCAUGCCGGGCGAGUAUGCAGUUGUGUAGACGCGCCGGGUCCACGCUGCUGAUCGGAACCGAGUGUCCACGGCGCGGCCGAGCCGACCUGCACGGCGGGACCGCUUGAAGGACAGACGCGCACCGAGAGAGGAGGCGCGGGGGGGUGGGGGGGGGGGGGAGUUGAACACGGCUGCGGGGGUUUGUAAUGGAUAAAGGCUCGCCAAAGGUCUCUGGAUUCAAAUGUCACCCCCCUUGGACUCUGCCCUGGUCGGGGACCAGCAGUGUGUGACGGACAGGCGAGUGGAGCCUGUGGUGGCCCUCUUCUGCGUGGCUUCAAAUUGGCCCUGGCUGAGCUCUGCAUGGAUGAACGAGUGAAGAGUCCUGCUAUGGUCUGAUGUCUCAGCAUGGAUGGAGUCAGUCAGAGGACUGGCCACCACUAAUGAGACCAUCGCUCUUCAGCUGAGGACCAGCAUUUACAGGAUUACUCCCACGGUUUCCUGUUCUUUUCCCAGCUAACUGCAUCAUUAUUUAACUCUCCUAGUUGGACUUUUUCCCGAGCCUAGUUUUUGGUGGAUAUAUUGCGUCAUUACUGUUCUGAUUUUUUUUUUUUUUUUUCCCCCACCCAGUUCUUUUUAUUGUUGGUUUCCGUUUUCCCGUUGUGCUUUUCCAUUAUGGAGUUUCUGACUGGACCUUGGAAUAAAGAUUGGGCUUCAUUCUUGCAGUUUUGGUUGACUGUCAUCCUAAGCCUCCAAAUGCAAUUCAGCCCGGGCGCCUCUUGCCCGGAUGAGUGUCGUUGUGACAAAUUGUUUGUGUACUGCAACGAACGCAGCCUGACAUCAGUGCCUCUGGGGAUACAGGAGGGCUUCAAGGUCCUCUACCUACAUAACAACCAGAUCAACAGUGCUGGCUUCCCUGUGGAACUUCACAAUCUGGCCUCCGUGGAGACCGUCUAUCUCUACGGCAACCAGCUGGACGAGUUCCCCAUUAAUCUGCCCAAAAACACCAGGGUCUUGCAUCUCCAGGAGAACAAUAUCCAAACGAUCUCAAAGGCGGCCCUGGCCCAGCUGGCUCAAUUAGAGGAGCUGCACCUUGAUGAUAACUCCAUCUCCACAGUGGGGGUGGAAGAAGGGGCCUUUAGGGAGGCAGUAAGCCUGAAACUCCUCUUCCUCACAAAGAACCACUUAAGCAGCAUUCCCAUUGGCCUUCCUGAGGACCUGAAGGAGCUGCGGCUGGAUGAGAACCGCAUUGCUGUCAUUGCAGAGGAGGCCUUCCAGAAUGUGACACGCCUGCAGCGUCUCCUGCUGGAUGGGAACCUGUUGACAGAUGAGGGCAUUGCGCCAGGGACCUUUCAGGACCUAGCUAACCUCCGCGAGCUGGCCCUGGCCCGCAAUUCACUCACCUUCCCCCCUCCCCUUCUACCCAGCCAGUCACUGGUCAAACUCAGCCUGCAGGAGAACCAGAUGAACCUGAUCCCCGUCGCCGCCUUCGCUGACCUAAACAGGCUGGAAAAACUGGAUAUCUCCAGCAACCAGCUUCAGACUCUAACACAGGGUGUGUUUGACGGCCUGUCCAGCCUAAGGCAUCUCAUAGUGCGUAAUAACCCCUGGCGUUGUGACUGUGCAGUAAAAUGGGUGGUGGUGUGGCUCAAGUCUUUGCCCUCCUCCGUCAACGCCCGGGGGUUUGUGUGCCUGAGUCCAGACAAGGUGCGUGGCAUGGCGAUCAGAGAGCUCACGCUGGAUAUUAUUGAGUGCCCAGUUGAUGCCGAUCAGCCACCCUGGCCCACCCUCCGCUCGACACCCCCUCCCCCACCCACCACCACCCCUAUCCCCACCAUCGUCUCCAAUGUCAUCACAACAUCCAUCCCUUACUACUUUGACUCACCCUCACCUCCCUUACCCCCGAUCCAUGUUAACCCUCCUGGGCCCCUGCCUCCUUAUGAGGACCCACUUCAGAUCUCCUUCAAUGUGGUCAACUCCACCAAUAUUGAGGUGAGCUGGGAUUCCUAUUUCACUGUCACAGCCUACAAGGUCACUUGGGUCAAAAGGGGCCAAACCCAAAUAAACGAAGGAAUGCGGGAGCAGACUGUGAGCGGAGGGCGGCGGCAUAUUAGCCUCACCAACCUGGAGCCCCGGUCUGUGUAUCGGAUCUGUGUACACGUGCUAGACACCCUUAAUUCCUACAGGCCAGGAGAGGAUACUAUAUGCUCGGAGGCCAGGACCAAGCCUGCUUUGUCUACUAAGCCUCCUGGCAGAGACCAAGCUCCGCAGGAGAGCAUCAACUCCACUCUGCUAAUGGCUGCGAUCAUAGGCGGGGCAGUUCUUAUCAUCCUGGUAACGCUGCUCAGUCUGUUCUGCUGGCAUAUGCACAGGAAGAGUCGGUCGUCUUCGGCCAAGUGGAAAUACAACCGGGGAAGGAGAAAAGACGACUACUGUGAGGCAGGAACCAAGAAGGAUAACUCCAUUCUGGAGAUGACUGAGACCAGUUUUCAGAUAGUGGCGCUGAACAAUGAGCAACUUCUCAAGGGAGACUUCCGGAUUCAGCCCAUCUAUACGCCCAAUGGGGGCAUUGGAUUUAGAGACUGUCACCUCAGUAACAACAGUAUAGCCUACUGCAAGAGCAGCAACGUGCCCAGUACAGAGUUCUGCCAAACGUGAUGCAGCAACAAACAGUACAGCGACACACACACACACACACACACACACGCACACACACACACACACACACACACAAAUACACUUUACAAUACCUGCAUAAACACACAUAUACACUGUUUGUGUAGACAAAAAACAAACAUUUAAAAAAUCUAGUGAAAUAUAACUGUACUAUAUAUAUUUCCAAGUUCUGUCUACAAUGUAAUUUAUACUGUGGAUAAUAAUGUGGGAUUCUCUGCUAUCUUUUUUAUUCUUAGAAAAGAGAUAAAAGUGUUUCUUUUUUUUAUAAUCAGCAGGGUUUUGAAAGUUGUUUUAAUGGUCAGUACUGUACAUGAACGUGGAUUUGUACAAUCACGGCACCCUGGGUGUAGCUUCUGACAAACGCUCAGCCUCGGAAAUGUUGGGGCACUUGGAGGGCUGGGAUCCUUUGCUAACCACAGAAGCAAAAUAUGGCCUUUUUUUGCGCUUUGACACACUGAAAACACUCCCCAGUGCAACAGAACAGUAGUAAAGACAACACAGCACGGGGGAAAUCCAAACACUGUUGAUUAGAGAGCGGUGGAAAUAAAGCACUGGUUCAUAGGUGGCAAGUUGUAAAAAAAGAAUUGAAGUGCACUUUUCUUAUUAACGGAAGCAAGGCAGGAAAUGAGCUGUGGUGGUGAUCACACGUAAGGGACUGUGGCUGCCUGUGUAGUGAAAAUGUCAUUGGUGCUGCUGGAAAGCCUGGACGGAGAUUUCCCAAACGUGGCUUCACACUAAAAGCAUCUUUGUUCCGUUGUUUUACAAUGGAACAAAGGUGGGCUUAGUUAAGAGACGCCUUUUUGGGAAAAAACUCUGGAAACGGAGGCGUGAUUUUCAGCACAUUUUCAGUUUUUGUAGUGAGGACGGGCAAUUAUUAACAUGAGUUUUAAAAGCAACAAAGGAUUAUUGUCCCUAAUGAGGCGCAUGGAUGUGCUGAGACAUGCAGAUCCCUUUGAAGAAAUUCUCUGUUUUGCUCUGCUUCUUUUUUUCUUUUUUUCUGCCCAAAUGAGGCCACAAGGGGGCAGCUUCUCUCAGCGUCAGAGGGCAAGACAGACGGAUCACUUUACCUGCCCCGUCCCCCCGGAGUCCAUUACCCAGACGACAUUGCCCAUGCCCAAACUGUAUUGUUUGGAGUAUUAUUGCUCAUCGAGCUAGCUAAUGAUGUGGAAACAUUUAAAAUUAACAGUGUAUUCUCUGUUUGGUGACUAAAUUAUAUGGAUUUUCACCACUGUGGUUUGUCAUGGGGGGGAAGGCCCCUGUUCUUCUGUGUGUGUGUUUGUGUGCGUGUGUGUGUGUGUGAUGAAUUUAGAGAAGACAAACACAUAAUGCUAAUUAAACACCCACUUAUUGCAGCCUUGUCUCAGCGUUCAUUAGGCCUUUUGACGAAUUAGGAAAUUACAACAAUGAGAUCGCCCUCCACCCAUGAUCCACAGUGCACAAUUGUGACUGAGCAGCUCGUCCAGCGUCCCAUCAUUUAUCCCUUUGUCGACCUUUAUGAGACUUGUCUACUUCAUUUAUGGUUUGCACAUCUGAACAAUGCACCUGCUCACCUCACAACAUUAGUUCCUGCAAUGAUGAUGAUUCUCAACCCAUUCCGAUCACUUUCUCUGUCUUUUUUUCAAAAAAAAUUUUUUUUUUAAAUCCCCAUCCAUCUCACUGUCUCCCUGUCUGUCUCUGCACCUCUGAUCCCUGCGUGGGCUCAAUUAAAACAGUUUUUCUGCCCGUCAGCUCCUGGGCUGUGGUGGCAGCUCUUUGCGUGUGAGGUGCCAGUGAGAGGCCUUCAUUAUGCACUUCUUAAGAAGACUUUAUUUGAUUUGACAAGAUUUUAUUUUGAGGGCCCAAGCUUAAAGAAUUCCCACCGCCGACCCCUCCCGUUCACCCCCAACCCCCCCCUCGCCUUCUCAUAAUCCUCGACCAAAAAAGGGAGAAAACUAUGUAGACCUUAUUUUCACUUGGCUGCGUGGAGCUCACACUGGGAGAGCGUGUUAACUCUUUGCGAGGCUCGCACAUUCAGCUGCUUGAACAUACACAGAGAUUCACCACAGACUAGGCCAACAAUUUUAACAGUGAAAUGAUUUUCAAGGGCUUGUACUCGACUUAUUCCCAAGUGUCGAGAUUAUCUCUGAGAGGGUUUACCUCAGAUGUCGGAAUAUCUCAAGAGUAACUGCACUUACUGUAAUUUCAGCAAUAGCUCAGAUCACGACUUUAAUUUGAGGUGAUGCGCAGACGUCCACAGCCCCUAAUUUUAAAUUCUGAUUAAACGAGCCAAUGUUCUGCACAUUAAUUUACACGGUGAUUGCAUGAAAUCAUCGAUCUCAACAUGAUCCUGUUGUGUCCUAAAUCUUGUUUGUAAUGACACACAUUCUUGACCCAUUUAUUGGGGUUUCAUUUCAGUCACACUUAAAGGCAAAUGGCAAUAUCUAAAAUUUAAAAAAAAAAAAAUGCAUUCAUUCAGACAAUACCAUUCUUUUGUCUGUAUGCUAAAUAUGAAGCUACUACUGCCAGGCAGUUAUCUAAGCUUAGCAUUAAGACUGGAAACAGAAGGGAAGUUAGUUAGCCUGGCUCUGUCUUGCCAAGAAACCACAUUGAAUCAGUUUCAUACUUUUGUGUUUGCACGUAUUAAACAACAAUGAUAUCUUGUAUUAAUUUGUGUACCUUAAAAAUGCUGGUAGAGCUUCAUAUUUGCCAUACAGAAAUCACAGUGGUAAAAAAAUCGAAAACUGUUCCUUGAAUCAAAAAAUGUAUAGAUAUUAAAACAAAUUUAUUUGUACUGCAAUGAAACCAACGAUUGUAAUGAUCACAUUCCCCUUGUUUCAACCAAAAUACUAAGGUUUUGAGACAAAGUAUUUCUAGUAUUAAUAAACUUAUACAAGGCUGGUUCAGAUGGGUUAUGUCCAUGUUGGGUUUAUUGUUACUGAGAUCUUCUGUGGUUAUCAAAGCAUCUCCACUUUUUAUUUGACACUUUUUCUACUAAUGUCCACAUAUCAGCACACCCAGUACACAGACGCACCAGUUUGCCCUGACCUGCCGUUUGAUCUGCCCUGCUUAACAAUCAUGAAGCUAACUGACUGGGCACGUAACCAACCGACGGUUCACCAGCUCGACCGUAACCCCAUGUGGAAAUGCAUUUGCAUAAGAUUUUGUUUUUGUGUUUUAUUUUUGUUGAAGAUGAAAGCCCUAUCUCAUGUCACAUGCUGAUAAGUCAGGUCAAACUAUUGCAACAUUAUAGCAUGUCCCCCCUCGUCUGUGAAUGUGUAACAGAGACAGAUAUUUGCCUUACCUCUUAUGCAGGACUGAAUGAGUAGCUAGAGAAAGUUUUGAGUGGGAGCCGAGAGGAGAGGGACAAAUGAAAGAUGAGACACAAAGAGGCCGCGCAACAGAAAGCACAUUUCUCCAACAGAUUGCAGCCACGGCGGCAACAAUAACAGUAUUAACAGGGAGAACAACGCUGAGCAUGACACACGGUAGCUAACGAGAGACUGUUCAUCCAUAGUGCCAGACCAUAACCGGCGCAUGGAUAAUGAUUCCACCAAGACUGCGAAAGAGCUUUGGUGGUUGCGUCGCCGCGUACAUUACUCUUAAUUUUCUACUUGCUUGAUGAAAGAACGCGGCUGCAGUGCCGUGACCAAUGGAAUUACACAAAAUGUAUUAAGAGUCCGCUGGAGUCCGCUUAUUAUCGUUUCAGGGUGCCGAGAAGUAAUUUCCCUUAGAGCGCAUUGAUUCACAUUGAAAUAAUUAUGUUUAAUCACUGAGGGGUCAGUUCAGACUAAACAGACAAGAGGCUGAAGCUGAAUACGCUUUAAGUCACCUUUUCUUCCUAUAGGCAAAACCUUAACUGGAAAUAGCUUUUAGCCAGAGACAUUCAUUCAAGGAUUUUUGCAUGUACUGUAUUUAGCUUCGUAGCCUUUCAUUUUGUCAUACCAGGUUUUGGACUUUUUUAGUUUGUUUGUUUGUUUGUUUUUUGCGAGCCAUCACCCAGUGGUGGUUGAGAUACAGUAUGAGCGAUGUUGGGAUACGUUGCCACUGGCAUCUGUUCCGAAAUGAUCGCAAAGUUGACGUUGGCCACCCGCACCAAGGCGUUUUCUUAGCAACCAAAGUUAAAUUUCUGUUCUCAUGACGAAAUAGUGAUGUUGUUCCAUGUAUGUGCCUUGAGGUUUAACUUACAAUGUAAAGUCCUUGAAACCUUUAAAUGUUUUUGCACAAACUGUAAAUACUUAAGUGAAGCUUUUUGAAAAUAAAAGAGCCAUUGGAUUUGA
Scophthalmus maximus (turbot) is the source of this 7331-nucleotide messenger RNA. It is a transcript of the gene flrt2, whose product is annotated as fibronectin leucine rich transmembrane protein 2. Lineage: Eukaryota; Metazoa; Chordata; Actinopteri; Pleuronectiformes; Scophthalmidae. The record is from RefSeq and is a predicted model, not a curated record. The transcript has 2 exons. Gene Ontology annotation, molecular function: protein binding. Bases 1075 to 3057 code for a protein of 660 amino acids.